AUGUCUACGCCCCUAAUCCUGCUCCCUGGUGAUGAGGUGCCCAGUAGCCACCUCCCAUCCAUCAAAAACAAUCCUCUCAAGCUAGGAUCAGGCGUUCGUCUUCUGUCGCAGCCCUCAGCGAAGCCAGCAGCGUCGAACCAUGUCCUCACAGCAACACAAGCUGGCAUUCUGACGACCGAUGCUAAGCGAAACACUGUUUCUCUUCAAUCCUUCUCCAACCGCCGAUAUAUUCCUACGACCAAUGACCUUGUCAUCGCACAGGUUCACCACUCCAGCAUCGAUUACUUUCAUUGCAUUGUGACCCCACACACAGCACAAGCUCUAUUAGGUCAACUCUCCUUCGAAGGCGCCACCAAGAAAACUCGGCCCAUGUUGAAGGGUGGCGAUCUGGUGUACGCGCGAGUUUCGUCAGUGGGUGUUGGCGCAGGUGCCGAAAUCGAGAUCACCUGUGUCAACCCGGCGACCGGCAAGGCCGAGCCGGGUGGUCUCGGUCCGCUUACUGGUGGCAUGGUCUUUGAUAUCUCCACGGGAUUUUCGGCGCGGUUAAUUCGUGCGAGCUCCUCCUCCGCAGACCACGGUGAUGCCAUCGAUGGGCUUGUGGUUCUUGCUGAGCUUGGAAAGAAAUUAGAAAGCCUCGGUGGCUUUGAGAUCGCCGUUGGCCGUAACGGAAAAGUCUGGAUUGACUGCUCAGCAGCGGGUGAAAAUGCUGUCAAAUCUACCAUCGCGGUCGGACGGUGCCUUCAAACCACCGACGACAAAAACUUGAAUACGAUGGACCAGAAGAAAUUAGUCACUAGGGUUCUUCGGGAGAUGAAGCUUAUUUCCUGA
Messenger RNA from Penicillium waksmanii, 828 nucleotides. Its product is annotated as exosome non-catalytic core subunit RRP40. Gene Ontology annotation, cellular component: nuclear exosome (RNase complex); cytoplasmic exosome (RNase complex). The transcript has a single exon. The record is from RefSeq and is a predicted model, not a curated record. The coding region runs from base 1 to 828 and encodes 275 amino acids. Gene Ontology annotation, biological process: CUT catabolic process; poly(A)-dependent snoRNA 3'-end processing; U4 snRNA 3'-end processing. Gene Ontology annotation, molecular function: RNA binding. Lineage: Eukaryota; Fungi; Ascomycota; Eurotiomycetes; Eurotiales; Aspergillaceae.